AUGGCCCCUGUAAGCCCAAUCUUCUCCCUCCUCGACCGCUUCGGCGCCAGCCCCUCCAAUUCCUCCCACUCACACGCACCGCAGCAGCAAAAGCAACCCGAGCGCCUCAAGCACGUCGCCGGCGGCAACCCCUCGCAGCUCGGCGACCCCGUCUCGCUCAAGGCCGAGGUGUCGAAGCUGGUGCCCACGGAGGGCGACCAAGGCGCGCAGAAGAGCUCGGGAGGAGCCUCCAACAAGAAAGGCGGGGUCCUCGGCGCGAAGAACUCGGACGGCAGCCCGGUGCAGGAUAAGGAGAAGAAGCGGCUGAAGCAGAUUGCGGAGGAGAACAACGAGGCGGGUAACCCGUCGCAGCUGGGCGAUCCGGUUAGUUUGAAGGCGGAGACGAGUAGUACGGAGCCGGGGGGUGAGGCGGAUGGGCAGAGGAGGGAGAAGUCGAAGCUCUGA
Colletotrichum siamense is the source of this 444-nucleotide messenger RNA. RefSeq lists its product as uncharacterized. The transcript has a single exon. Bases 1 to 444 code for a protein of 147 amino acids. NCBI's taxonomy places the organism in Eukaryota, Fungi, Ascomycota, Sordariomycetes, Glomerellales, Glomerellaceae. The record is from RefSeq and is a predicted model, not a curated record.